AUGAGUGUACUUGGAGGUAGGUGUCGUCAGAUAGUUCAGACCGGUAUACGAUUUCAAUCAACUGUGGCUACAGGGAAACUUAUAGCUACCAACAAAGGGCUGUUUCCAAAAUUAGAAGACAUUUCAAUGAAUGAACUGAUAUCUGAGCAGAUUCCUUUUGAGAAAGGUAAAUAUUUCAUUUCGAGGAGUAAGACUGGGAACUUACCCGUAUACUCAGACACCAAAGGUGGUGGUAACAAACUUAUCACCGAGAUAAGGAAGAUUCAGGGUGAUGUCAUUCAGCUGCGUAACGACUUACGAGAACAAUUACCAUUUAUUCCAGAAAAGAACUGGAAAGUAUUGACACAAUCGCGUAAGAUUAUCAUUAAAGGUGAUGCAGUGAAACAAGUAAAAGGUAUUCUCACAAGAACUUUCUAA
This is a messenger RNA of Maudiozyma barnettii, 417 nucleotides long. It is a transcript of the gene IMG2, whose product is annotated as mitochondrial 54S ribosomal protein mL49. Gene Ontology annotation, cellular component: ribosome; mitochondrial large ribosomal subunit. The transcript has a single exon. Gene Ontology annotation, molecular function: structural constituent of ribosome. NCBI's taxonomy places the organism in Eukaryota, Fungi, Ascomycota, Saccharomycetes, Saccharomycetales, Saccharomycetaceae. The record is from RefSeq and is a predicted model, not a curated record. The coding region runs from base 1 to 417 and encodes 138 amino acids. Gene Ontology annotation, biological process: translation.